Schizosaccharomyces japonicus yFS275 is the source of this 1562-nucleotide messenger RNA. Its product is annotated as DUF1682 family protein. Lineage: Eukaryota; Fungi; Ascomycota; Schizosaccharomycetes; Schizosaccharomycetales; Schizosaccharomycetaceae. Gene Ontology annotation, molecular function: calcium ion binding. The transcript has a single exon. Gene Ontology annotation, cellular component: endoplasmic reticulum; membrane. Gene Ontology annotation, biological process: endoplasmic reticulum calcium ion homeostasis; protein folding. The coding region runs from base 229 to 1371 and encodes 380 amino acids. The record is from RefSeq and is a predicted model, not a curated record.
CUUUAAGAUAGACAAUUAUUCUGUCCGACCCGUAUGUAAAAUUGUAAACAGUAAAUCACACGGGUCGGACACAUUGCAAAAAUUACAACCAACACCACUUUGUUUCACAUAGCAAAGCAGCACACUACACUACUUUCUCCCACACAAAUCCUCGCUGCAGCUGUUCCCUUAGAGUUUACUGCAGUAAUCCAAGCGUGUGCUACAUACACUCACUCUCCUUCCCACCACAUGAAGCUUCUUGUCAUCUUUGGGCUCUUUGUGAAAGCCUUUGCUGAGGAGAUUGACGUGGAUGACUUUGCAGAUGACGAUGCUCAUCCCGUCGUCGCUGCUGCAAAAGGCUCGUUGUGGAGAAACUUGCGUCCUCAGGACUUUAAAUUGGACCUUGUUGUUGUUGGUUUGAUUGCAUUUUACUUUGUGUGCUAUGUCUUGGGAAAGAAGAAAAAUGAAAAGUUGGCUCAACGCUGGUAUGAAUCGGUGCAGUCGUUCUUCCGCUCACAAUUUGCUCAAUAUGGAUCCGACAACUCUUCCAGCCCUGUGAUGAAGUUCAGUGCUGCCGAGUUCCGUUCGUAUUUGACGGGUCGUCUGAAUGUCAAGUACGUGCACACUACACUUACACUUGCUCCUCGUCAAGACCGGCUGUCUCAAUGGCUCUCGUCCGCUAUCGAUUUGGUUAUGGGCAACCUGAUGGCUCCAGUUCUGCCUCCUCGUGACCAUUUUGAAAUCAUGCUCACGUUCCCCGACAAGCUCAAUUGGGAACCAUUUGUAUUCGCUAUUGUCCGCAAGGAUUGCAUGCGGACUCUGCGUGAAACUCGCUACGACCUUGGUUUCACUCGCAUUUCUGAGUCUCCUUUGUUGCCCAAGACCCACGUUGUUAUGUCUGAAAAUGCCGAGAUUACUCAGAACAUCCUCGGAAACGAACGCUUCCUGGAGGCCGUUAAGAGAUCCUUGGAUACCCUCGAGUUCCUCAUCGUCACCGACCAACCCAGCAUUCCUCCUGCAGACACCAAGGACAUUACUUGUGUCCCUCGUGUCGAUGCUUCCAUCUCCAUCCCCAACAUCAGCGCUGUUCGCUCCAUCUCUAACGAGUCGGCUGAAGCAAUGGUGGCCGCAUCUCUCGCCAUUGCCGACAUGGCUUCUUCCAGCUUCCAAUGGCGUCCCGAAGUUACCAAGAAGCUUGUUCAAGCCAGAAAGACGGCUGCUGAAGACGUUGCUAAAUAUGCUGCCGCUCAACAAGCUAAGUCCAAGAAGAAGUCUCCUGCUAGUGCAAAGUCAUCCGGCAGCGAUGUUUCCAAUCUCUCUGCUGAGGAGCAAAAGAAGCUUCUCGACAGAGAGCGUCAACGUCGGAACAGAAGACGCGCUAAAAGAGUGUAAGCUGUUUCGGUUGUUUGUCUUCGUGCAGGUGUCUCAUUUAAAACAAAUUCGCAACUCUAGUAGAAGCCAGUUAGUUUUAGAAAUGCAAUCCAAUCAGUUUACGUCGAGCAUGCCGCGUUUCACCCUCACCAUGCAAUUCGACAAAUACGGGGUGCUUGUUUAGCGUGUAGUGUGUAACUGUGCUGUGAAAU